This is a messenger RNA of Ostreococcus tauri, 792 nucleotides long. RefSeq names its product unnamed product. The transcript has a single exon. Lineage: Eukaryota; Viridiplantae; Chlorophyta; Mamiellophyceae; Mamiellales; Bathycoccaceae. The record is from RefSeq and is a predicted model, not a curated record. The coding region runs from base 1 to 792 and encodes 263 amino acids.
AUGGGCGUGAUCGUCGCGCGCGGCGCGCGCGCGACAUCGCGCGCGAUCGCGGGACGGAGGAAAGGGCGAAUCUCGCGCGCGCGCGAGCGACGGCGCCCGCGACGAGUGCGAGACGCGGGAGAAAUCAACCCUCGCGGCGUCUCAACCGUCGUCGACGCGGCGCCGGCGCCGCCGGACGGAUACGCGGAGUUUGCGAUCACGCGAUCGAUCUCCCUGGGCGUUCGCGACGCGCCGACGGUGUCGAGGUCGAGCGUGACGUCCACGAGCGUGCGCGCGUGGUUGGAGGACCCGGUGAACUUUGUGGGGGUCGUGUUCGGCGUCGCGGACGUCACGGAGGUCGCGAAAGAGAGCGAACGGGGUGGACGGGCGUUUUUAGUGCGGGUGCGCCCGCGCGAGCUGUUCAAGUGGGAGAUAUCGCCCGAAUUUGCGAUCGAGGCGGUGCGGGCGAGCGGCGACGGCGGAGCGCGAUUGAUCGGCGACGAGCUUCGAUUCGGCGGUGAUCGCGCUCGUCUACCCCCGGGAUUUCGCUCGAUGGGGGUGUGGGCGAGAAUAGACGCCGUUGUGAGCGUGGACGAGGAGAAUUCGACCGAAGACGAGACGACCGUGCGCACGGAGGUGAACGUACGCGUGGCGGCGGAGAUACCGCGACUGUUGCGGGCGAUUCCGGGAUUUUCAUCGGCGGCGACGAUGACGAUCGGGCGGUCGAUCGAUAUCGUCGGCGGGUCGAUCGAGGAGGCGACGCAGGCGACGUACGAUGCGUGGGCGGCGAAGCGCGCGAGCGAAGCGGAUUAA